AUUCUGGUUUGGGGCCUCACCUAUGAGGUUGGAAUUCAAGUGGUAUACUUCGUGUAUCACCUAGAAAGAGUGCCGGAAACCGGAAGAUUACGAUUUAUAGACGUCUCUGUAGACUCAGAAAGACAAGCGGGGGAGGAGACUUUCCAACAGAUAAUACACCAAUACAAAGGCCACAUCCUUCCCUCGCACCACCCUCUGACAAAAUAUGUUGUGAAUGUGGCUGAACGCAUUUUGGAGGCGACGAGUCUCGGCCAUGUUAAAGGACAUAAUACCUUAUCUUCCUCUACGGACCUAGUAGAUGAUGUGUGGAGGCCUGACGGCGAUCGGUUGUCAUCUCCCGUUUCGAAUGACGAAUGGGAAGUGUAUGUAAUUGAUGAUGAUACUCGGAAUGCGUUCGUCUUACCUGGGGGAAAGAUUUUUGUUUUUACUGGAAUCCUUCCGUCAUGCAAGAAUGAAGAUGGUCUGGCGUCAGUCUUAGGUCAUGAAAUCGCACAUCAAGUUGCUCGACAUUCAGGAGAACGAAUGUCUUCUACGAAAGUCAUUUUCUUCCUAGUAACACUACUUGAGUUGUUGGGCUUGGACGUCGGGGUUUCUCGAAUUGGGUUAACACUCCUACUAACUCUUCCGAAUUCAAGGACCCAGGAAGCCGAAGCUGACUCAAUCGGCUUGAAACUCAUGUCGAAAGCAUGCUUCGAUCCGGCUGAGGCAACAAGGCAAGAUUUCCACCCAUACUCUUCAUCAUCCCCCAAGAUUUUUUGA
Messenger RNA from Cantharellus anzutake, 759 nucleotides. RefSeq names its product peptidase family M48-domain-containing protein. The record is from RefSeq and is a predicted model, not a curated record. NCBI's taxonomy places the organism in Eukaryota, Fungi, Basidiomycota, Agaricomycetes, Cantharellales, Hydnaceae. The transcript has 7 exons. Gene Ontology annotation, biological process: protein quality control for misfolded or incompletely synthesized proteins; mitochondrial protein processing. The annotation marks the transcript as partial. Gene Ontology annotation, molecular function: metalloendopeptidase activity. Gene Ontology annotation, cellular component: mitochondrial inner membrane.